Molecule: messenger RNA, 1483 nt
Organism: Bactrocera dorsalis (oriental fruit fly)
Lineage: Eukaryota; Metazoa; Arthropoda; Insecta; Diptera; Tephritidae
Product: putative nuclease HARBI1
Exons: 3
Coding region: 211-1353 (380 amino acids)
Source: RefSeq, a predicted model, not a curated record
AUACAAUGGGCCUAAUCAUUGAAUCCGCAACGAAUUCGAUUUCGAUACGAUACAGAUUUUCGAUCGAAAAUUUUCAUGCAAUCAUUCAUUCCGUCGAUAAACUGCUUUAUCAAAAAACACAAAUGUCAAACUACAUUAUCGACGGUAAAUUUGACAAGUUUGAAAAAUUAAAUUGGCUGGGCUUUUGCUUCGUUUAUAUAAAUAUUUGAAAUGGAUACAAUCAUGUUACAUUUAAGUGAUAGCGAUAAUGAGGAUGAAAAUUGUAUACAAAUUCGUCGCGAGCGCAGAAAUUUGCGGAAUAAUUCAAAAGACAUAUUGGAAAUGGAUGAUUAUAAUUUCUUCAAAAAUUUUCGCAUCAACAAAGCAGCAUUUAUAUACAUUUUAGAGGAAUACGAAAAUGUAUGUGGAAAUGAUAAGAGACAAGGUUCUCUUUCUCCGAAAAUAAAACUUGCUGCAUGUCUGCGCUUCUUUGCCACAGGCAACUAUCAGCAUUGUGUUGGAAAGGACUUCAACAUAAAUGUGGCCCAAUCGACAUUCUGUGGAAUAUUAGAGGAAGUUCUAAACAGUCUUGAGUACAGACUAUGUUCACGGUGGAUUUCUAUUUACAUGAAUGAAAACGAAGAAUUGGAAUCAAAAACAUUUUUUUUUGCCAAGUCAAAAAUUCCGGGUGUGACAAUGGCAGUUGAUGGAACUCACAUAAAGAUAAUGGCUCCAACGAGAGAUAAACAUCUUUAUUAUAAUCGCAAAGGAUUCUCAAGUUUGAACGUUAUGAUAGUGUGCGACCACAAAAUGCAAAUACGCUACGUUAAUGCAAAAUAUCCUGGCAGUAGUCACGAUUCUCAUAUAUGGGAUUUGAGUGACAUAAAAACUAUCAGCGCAACCAAUUAUCGGAGAGGAAAUGCAAAUUUAAUAUUAGGUGAGAAACCAUUGAUAAAAGUACGUUCACCUAAUAAAAAUGUACGCAUUAAAGGAGACAAAGGGUAUCCUCUUCAACCAUGGCUCAUAACUCCAUUUAGAGAACCAAUCACAUGCCUCAGAAAAAGAAGGUUUAAUACGUAUCAUGCUAAAGGCCGAAUAGUUGUUGAGAAAACAAUAGGAUUAUUAAAAUCAGUAUUUCGUUGCCUUUGCAGUGAACGAGGACUACAUUACGCACCAUAUAAAGCAGCGCGUAUUGUUAAUUUCUGCUGUGCAUUGCAUAAUAUUCGUUUGCAUUUUAAUUCUAACGAAAAUUUUAAUGAGCCACACCUGGAUAUAUCUGAAAAUGAAUAUUCAAACAAUGAUGACAAUGAUUUAAAUGAUAUGCCUUCCGACGAAGCAAAUAGAAUAAGAGAAACUUUUUUAGAUAUGUUUUAGUAUAAGUUCAUAUAUAACUAAAUAUGUUGAGUUCAUUUUUAUUAAAACUAAGUUAAAAAACGUAAAAAUUCAUUAAAAUGUAAAUAUUUUGAAUUAAUAAUAAAAACUUAUGGAUUAUUUAAAUGUUCAA